Messenger RNA from Pseudogymnoascus destructans, 2108 nucleotides. RefSeq lists its product as uncharacterized. The record is from RefSeq and is a predicted model, not a curated record. Bases 519 to 2108 code for a protein of 529 amino acids. The transcript has 4 exons. NCBI's taxonomy places the organism in Eukaryota, Fungi, Ascomycota, Leotiomycetes, Thelebolales, Thelebolaceae.
CGGGGCCGAGGUGGGCGAAUAUUGUUUCUUCGUACGAUCUGUGGAUAAUGGGAAUAUAUGAUUCUUCACAUACCUCCUACUAGAGAAAAGGUCUUCACUAUUCCUAUCCAUGCACUACUUCUCCCCGUUGUCCAAAAUCUUGGUUCAUUAUCCACAUCUCUCCCAUCCCCGUUACCGGACUGUGCCUCUGUGACGGCACGGCGCGUCCCCACUCCUGUGGAGUGUUCUCAGCCACCUAGUCAUCAUCCGCGGACUUUGAAUCCAUGGUGGGGAUAUCUGUUUGAGAGAAUCUUAAAUCAGAGGAGGAGCUGUGUAUAACGCAUGCACCAGCACAAGCAGAAGCAGGAUCCCAUCCUCAAAACCGUCAGUCAUUACACAGCACAUACGACGUUCUUCUCCCCAGCACCUCCGGAUGGUGCAUCAAUCGCCGUAGGGAAAACGCAAAACAUCGAUGCUCUCACCCUUCCGAUCCCAUCCGCAACCACCUAAGACAGAACGAGCGGUGAGGCAUAACCACAAUGCAUAUCAACUUACACCCCCGUCCUUUGUCCGUUCGUGGGCCUUACAGAAUCGUGCCGCGACAACACCGCGGCCUUGUUGAGAUGACGGGGAGCGAGUUUAACUCUUUGUCCGGCCCCGGCGGAGGAGCACACUCUAUGCCGUCCGUGUCGACUGGCCUCAUCGCGGAUAACAGUGAUUGGGAUACCGCUUCCACGGGGCUAGAGGGACUUUUCCAGCACGGCGGCGGUGGUCCUGGGUAUUCGAACCCCCCAUUCCCAUUCCCCACACCAGCGUCAGCGUUUGGGGGAGCGUAUACUUCCUUCCCCACCGAAAACAGCGUGUCAAGCAUAGCAGCGGCAGUGGGGAGGGGUUUUGAAACACAGGCGAUGCUCCAGCAACAGCAGCAGCGGUUUAGUACACAAGUGCUUUCCUACCACCACAUGACGUGCAAAUUCGCUUCCAGGCCUCCACCGCCGCCGCCGUCGUCGCUGGAGGGAUUCCAGAUUUCGCAGACACAGGGGAGCGAGUAUUGGAGCGCCCUUGCCACCACUGCUGCAGCGUCAAACCAGAGUAAUACUUGGAAAAUGGAUUAUAAUAACAAUAACCCCCUAUCUGAUUUCACCCGCCAAUGCACAUACGACGAGUUUAUCCCUAUACCUCUGCAGACGGGGAGGCUAUCUUCGUUCUCUCUGGGUGAGGAUGGUCAGUCACCUGAUAUUCUGCAUUUCAGCCCCAACGACGAUGGGGGCCAGGGUUAUGGCGAGAAACGCUGGGGGGAUACACUUAAAUGCCAUGGGCAGAACUUACCUCCGCACCACGGACUACCAUACACAUUCUUCGACGACAGCAACAGUGCGAAUGCCCCCGCCUUCCCGCCUUGGACAGAUACACCGGGUCUAGGCACCGUGUCACCCAAAGCACUCACGCUCAGCUCGUCGUCGAUCUCGUUCUCUGGAUCGUCGAGCUCGGAGUGUGGAUCCUUGGACUCAGUGUCGACGCAUGAUGGACCUUUCCAGGCUGCUGGAGGGGAGAUACAGGGUUUGCAAGAGGGGUUGAAGCAGGAGAGGGGAGAGGAGGUGAAGGGUAGGCAUAAGUUGCCCACGAGGCCGGUGAGGCAGUAUGUUGCUAUCGCGCCUAGUGUUGAGCGGGCUAGGCAGGCGAGGACGGGGAGUGAGGGGGAGGUUAAGGACUCCUCAUCACCAGCACCACCACGAAAUCCCCCCACCUCCACCCCCCACCCGCAAACCCGCAGCACCAAAGACGCAUUCCUCAUCACCUCCAAACGGGCCGGAAUGUCGUACCGCGCGAUCCGACAAGCCGGGAACUUCAGCGAAGCCGAGUCCACGCUACGCGGUCGCUACCGCACGCUCACCAAACAUAAAGAGGAGAGGGUGCGGAGGCCGGAGUGGACGGAGGGGGAUGUGAGGUUGUUGCGGGAGGCGGUGGAGAGGUUUAGGUGCGGGAAGGGGAGGGGGGGGGGUAGGGGCGGGAAGACCCCGUGGAAGAGGGUCGCGGAGUAUAUUGAGGGGAAUGGGGGGAGUUAUCGGUUUGGGAAUGCUACUUGUAGGAAGAUGUGGGAUCGGUUGGGGGAGGAGGAGGAGGGGUAG